Molecule: messenger RNA, 315 nt
Organism: Paraglomus brasilianum
Lineage: Eukaryota; Fungi; Glomeromycota; Glomeromycetes; Paraglomerales; Paraglomeraceae
Source: the annotation of a GenBank genome assembly
AUGUCUAUAGACUUCUGUCUUAUCAUUUUCUUAGUUACUUUUACUAAAUUUUUUUCAUUUUUAGUUGAACAAAGAACGCAAGCUCGCGUUGCAAAUUCCACAAUCCGUGACGAUCGAACUGCCAACAUCGAGCCUUUACAUACGAAUGCAGGCGAUAUUCCUCCAAACUUUCCGCAAGAUUUCAAUGCUAUUCGGAAUGCACAGUCUGCCGAAAUCACCGCAUUACUUACUGCCUAUGGUCAACCGACAAAUGGAAACCUUAUUACUCGCAAAAGACGCCUUGCCAAGUAUCUCGGGAUAAGAUCGUUAUUUUAA